Messenger RNA from Arachis stenosperma, 612 nucleotides. RefSeq lists its product as uncharacterized. The coding region runs from base 1 to 369 and encodes 122 amino acids. NCBI's taxonomy places the organism in Eukaryota, Viridiplantae, Streptophyta, Magnoliopsida, Fabales, Fabaceae. The record is from RefSeq and is a predicted model, not a curated record. The transcript is spliced from 5 exons. Gene Ontology annotation, molecular function: nucleoside triphosphate diphosphatase activity.
AUGAUGGGCUUCUUCUUCUCUUUGAUGUCACACCACAAAGCUGUUCCCACUUGCUUUGUGUUCUUCUUCCUGCUUUCUUGCACCUGCUUCACCUCAACAGUAUUAGUAAAAGUAAAAUUGGUUGAUGUUAGUUAUCUUCAACAGAUUAUUUUGGGUUCUUCUUCCAAGGCUCGAAGACAGAUUCUUGCUGAGAUGGGAUACGAGUUUACAAUAAUGACUGCGGAUAUUGAUGAGAAAAGUAUCAGGAAGGAAAAGCCAGAAGAUUUGGUUAUGGCAUUGGCUGAGGCGAAGGUUGUGGUAUACCAAGGAAUAAUAAGGGAAAAGCCAACUAGUGAGAAGGAAGCUCGGGAAUUCAUUUUUUGUCCAUGAAGACCAGGUUUGUGAUCAGAACAAAGUAAAUGGAAGUGGAGUUGAAAUAGUUUUGGAUGAAGUGAAAUCAAAAUCAUUUAGAAAAGCCAAGUAUGAUGAUGAAAUGCCUCCUAACAUCGACCUUGACGAGUGGGAUCACACAGCAUCCAGAACCGGUAGCAGCUCUAAUCAUGCUUCUUCAACUCAGUCUUUGAAUCCUUCAAGUAGAUUCCUUUCUCGCUUUAGCUUCAUUCCUGGUAACAU